Messenger RNA from Aspergillus terreus NIH2624, 1377 nucleotides. RefSeq lists its product as uncharacterized. Gene Ontology annotation, cellular component: nucleus. Gene Ontology annotation, biological process: positive regulation of transcription by RNA polymerase II. Bases 1 to 1377 code for a protein of 458 amino acids. NCBI's taxonomy places the organism in Eukaryota, Fungi, Ascomycota, Eurotiomycetes, Eurotiales, Aspergillaceae. The transcript is spliced from 8 exons. The record is from RefSeq and is a predicted model, not a curated record. Gene Ontology annotation, molecular function: transcription cis-regulatory region binding; DNA-binding transcription factor activity.
AUGAUCUGGGUGGAAACGCCUCCAGAAGUAGCGUUCGAGGACGAGACGGAUCGCACAGCAGCCGAUUAUAACGUUGUGUCAGUAGGAGAGCCCCUCUCCUAUGUGCGAGAGAUGUCGGAAAGUCAGUCUUCGGCCUCCAUGGUAGCGUUCCCUCUUCGAAUUGCCAACCCAUGCUCCCAUCCCCAACUUGAUCUAUACGCUAGCUCUUCAAACGCCCUCCUCUCGCCAGAAGACCUGAGCGCUCGUCAGAAGUUGAGCAACUUCAACGAAGCUUUCCUCUUGAGACGAUUCCGCGGCACUCUCGGUCCAUUGCUUGAUGUCUGCGACCACGAACGACGCUUUUCAGUAGAGGUGGUAGAACGAGCCCCUUCGUGCCCUCUUCUUCUCUACGCAUGUCUCGCCAUCGCCGCUCGCCACCUCUCUCACUCGACAAACUCAGUUCCUCCCAACGCUGCCGACGAAUACCACGAACGAUGCAUCGCCAUCCUUCUGCCUGGUCUCGAAAGCAGAGACUUCCAGCAGAACAUCGAGACACUUUUGGCCGCAACAGUGAUUCUCCGUUUGUUCGAGCAAAUUUCUUCUCAUAACCCCUCCAACGACCAGCAACGACACCUCCUCGCAGGGUCUGUGUACAUCGGCUCCCAGAUCGACUGUGCAACGUCGGGCGGCCUAGCCGAGGCCGCAUUCUGGGUAUUCGUUAUGCAGGACAUCCAGUUCGCGCUGGCAUAUCGAAAGCCCCUGCGGCUGACUCUAAGCCCCUUUGCGGGAAAACUUCGGCAAAAGUGGGCGCACAAUAUGUACGAGAUGGACCGGGACUGGACACACCGCGCGAUUUGGGUGUUGGCGGAAACAAUCAACUACUGCUAUGCCAGGAACACUCCGCUCCCGACGGACACCAUGGAUGGGAAGGACCUGAAGAUGAAAAUCCGCGAGUGGGAGACAGAACGACCGGAAAGCUUCCGGGCUCUCCAUGUUUCACCUCCCAAUCCCGCAAUCGGCCGGGCCUUCCCGGUGGUGUGGUUCACGAACGCUUCGCAUGCAAUGGCGGUGCAGCAUAUCUGUAUGGCGAAGGUCCUGAUCCAGGAAUACGAGCUACAAACUAUGGGGCUAUCGGCGGAAGCCAGAGCCAAUGGCAACGACAACUUGAUCGAGAACCUGAACCUUCUCUUUGGCAUUGCGUUGUCGACCGACGACGAGCCGUCCUUGCGGAUCUUAGCCUGCCACGCGCUCUGGGCCUGUGCCACAUGGAUCCACGACCCUCUGUCGCGAAGCAGCCUAUUGGACCUCCUGCGGCGAACAGAGGCCGAAAACAGCUGGCCCUGGGGGUUUUUGGUGCAGAAACUAGUGCGCGACUGGCGGGUCCCUGUGCGGCCAUAG